This is a messenger RNA of Zeugodacus cucurbitae (melon fly), 1698 nucleotides long. RefSeq names its product ubiquitin thioesterase otubain-like. The record is from RefSeq and is a predicted model, not a curated record. Gene Ontology annotation, biological process: protein K48-linked deubiquitination. Gene Ontology annotation, molecular function: ubiquitin binding; cysteine-type deubiquitinase activity. Gene Ontology annotation, cellular component: nucleus. The transcript is spliced from 3 exons. Bases 102 to 887 code for a protein of 261 amino acids. NCBI's taxonomy places the organism in Eukaryota, Metazoa, Arthropoda, Insecta, Diptera, Tephritidae.
UUCUUAGCGGCAAUUCACAAUAGAUUUGGGCCGCGUAUACUGGUGUUUUGUUCUUGUGUUCUUAUUGAUUUUAAAAACAAAAUUUGCUUAUUUCAUAAAAAAUGGAAAAAAUAGAACAAAAUGAUAGCACUAAUCGUGAUGAAUUGAUUAUUCAGCAACAGCGAGAUAUUGAAAAAGAGAUAAGUGAUUCGACACCAUUGGUAAGUGAACAACUGCCCAUAACUUGCCUUAAUGCUGAGUAUCUUGGUGAUGAAGUUUUCACAUCAAAAAUUCAAGAUCUUGCCGGCAAAUAUAAGUUUUUACGACGUACCAGACCUGACGGUAAUUGUUUUUUUCGUGCAUUCGCUUAUGCUUACCUAGAGCAUUUAAUAUCCAACAAAGAUGAAUAUCAACGUUUCAAAGAUUUGGCGGAGAAAUCGAAAGAUAAGCUAGUGCAGUUGGGAUUCCCUAGUUUCACGCUAGAGGACUUUCAUGAUACUUUUAUGGAAGUUGUUAAACGUGUUGACCCGGCAAGUGGUUCCACAGAUCAAGUAUGCGACGAGCUGCAUAAGGUGUUCAAUGAACAGGGUUACUCUGAUUAUGUGGUUGUUUAUUUGCGCUUACUGACUUCAGGAAAAUUACAAGAAGAGGCUGAUUUCUAUCAGCAUUUCAUAGAAGGCAAUUUUACAAUUGAGGAAUUUCGUCAUCAGGAGGUGGAGCCAAUGUAUAAAGAAUCCGACCAUAUACAUAUUAUAGCGCUCUGUACCGCUUUAGGUGUAGGCGUGCGCGUAGAAUAUAUGGAUCGUGGAGACACACAUGUGAAGGCGCACGACUUCCCUGAAGGUAGUUCGGCAAAGGUUUUUCUAAUUUAUCGACCGGGUCACUAUGACAUUCUAUAUCCCAAUUAAAACUUAAACUUGUAAGAUAUCAAUGCAUCAAAGCAAGGAGCCAAGCUGCCUGCUACUUUUCUAAUUUGCUGAAAAUGUGUUAAAUGUAUGUAUUUCACUUGUGGCGCUGGUUGUAUUUAGCAGCUUGUAUAGAUUUCCUAUUUCAUUGCAUACAUUAGCAUGGUCUAAAUAAUUUUCAACUGACUAUUAGAGCCGUAUAACAGUUAUAUUUUGGAUUUAUAAAUACAUACAUUGAAGUCAUUAAUAUUCGAAAUUUGUAAAAUUUCAUUAUGGAGUAAAUUAUCUACAAAAAACGCAAUAAUUACUCAUUAAAUUAAUAUUUUCCUAAAAAUCAAAUAAAAACUAAAUGUUCUUAAAAUAAUAUUAUAAUUUGUGUUUUAAUUGCAAUUAAAAAAAAACUCGAUUUUUAUUUGUAUGAAUUUUUAUUCUACUUCUUUGUAGUAGAUUAUACAAGUUUAUAAUAUAAACAAAUAACGAUUUUUAUUAGUUAGUUACAUGCUUCUCCAAAGUACAUACAAAUUAUACAAUAAAUUCUCUUAUUUAUUUUAAUCUUUUGCACUAAAAUGAACAAUCUCAGUAUGCACGUACAUACGUAUGUUUAUCCAUUGCUUUACUCUUAAAUUCUGCUUUAAUAAUGAACUAAUGAACCAAUUUCCAUUAUAUUGGACACGUCUUUCGUUGAAACACUUUUAUUACUUAUUACAUGGUUUUUUGUUUUUGUGUGAUUAGCACUGUGCUACAGUUAUACGUACAUAUACAUAUAUAUAUAAGAAGUUAUAAUUGAACAUGCAGCGUGCGCUUUACAACUUAG